CGCUCUUCCUCCUCGGAACUCCGCCGCGAUGCCGCCCGAACGGAGGAACCGGAUGAAACCGGAUCGUCGGCCCGGAGCCGGCCAAGGGCGGAAGAAGCCGGAAGGACGAGAGGGGCCGCGUCGAAAGGCGGCGGCGCGCGCAUCCCAAUGGGAACGCCCGGCCCGGCCGAGCCUCCCCGCAGUGGACGAGGAGGAAGAGCGGCGGCUCCGGCAGCAGAACCGCCUGACGCUCGAGGAGGACAAGCCCGAGGUGGAGCGCUGCCUGGAGGAGCUGGUGUUCGGCGACGUCGAAGACGACCAGGACGCGCUGCUCAGGCGGCUGCGGGGCCCGCGGAUUCAAGUACGGGAAAACGCAGAUGACUCGGAAGUUGAAAAUGAAGCAACAGAUAAUUUUCCACCUCAGAAGAAGCCAGUUUGGGUGGAUGAGGAAGAUGAAGACGAGGAAAUGGUUGAGAUGAUGAACAACAGGUUUCGGAAAAACCUGAUGAAAAAUUCCAGUGAAAGUAAACUUUCAAAGGACAAACUUCAAAAGAGACUUAAAGAAGAAUUCCAGCAUGCUAUGGGGGGAGUACCUGCCUGGGCAGAGAAGAAUAAGCGGAAAAUGUCUUCAGAUGAUGAAAGUGAAGAGGAUGAAGAUGAUUUGUUGCAAAGGACUGGGAAUUUCAUAACUACAUCAGCUUCUCUUCCAAAAGGAAUCUUAAAGAUGAAGAAUUGCCAACCUGCUAAUGCUGAACGCCCUAGUUCUGCUCGGAUCUCUUCUGUGCAGUUCCAUCCAGGUGCACAGGUUGUGAUGGUUGCUGGACUAGAUAACGCUGUAUCCUUAUUUCAGGUUGAUGGGAAAACAAAUCCUAAAAUCCAGAGCAUCUAUUUGGAAAAGUUUCCAAUCUUUAAAGCUUGUUUUAGUGCUAAUGGAGAAGAGGUUUUGGCUACAAGUACCCACAGCAGGGUUCUUUAUGUCUAUGAUAUGCUGGCUGGAAAGUUAAUUCCUGUGCAUCAAGUGAGAGGUUUAAAAGAGAAGAUAAUAAAGAGUUUUGAAGUUGCACCCGAUGGGACCUUCUUACUCAUAAAUGGUGUUGCUGGAUAUUUACAUUUGCUAUCAAUGAAGACAAAAGAAUUGAUUGGUAGCAUGAAAAUCAAUGGGAGGAUUGCAGCAUCCACAUUUUCUUCAGAUAGUAAGAAAAUAUAUGCAUCUUCUGGGGAUGGGGAAGUUUACAUUUGGGAUGUGAACUCUAGAAAGUGCUUUAACAGAUUUGUUGAUGAGGGCAGCCUGUAUGGAUUGAGCAUUGCUACAUCUAGGAAUGGACAGUAUGUUGCUUGUGGUUCUAAUUGUGGAGUGGUAAACAUAUAUAAUCAAGAGUCUUGUCUACAAGAAACAAAUCCAAAGCCAAUAAAAGCUAUAAUGAAUUUGGUAACAGGUGUUACGUCUCUGACCUUUAAUCCUACUACAGAAAUCCUGGCAAUUGCUUCAGACAAAGUAAAAGAAGCAGUCAGAUUGGUUCACCUUCCUUCUUGUACCGUAUUUUCAAACUUUCCAGUUAUGAAAAAGAGUCAUAUUUCUCUUGUUCAUACCAUGGAUUUUUCUCCUAGAAGUGGAUAUUUUGCUAUGGGAAAUGAAAAGGGCAAGGCCUUGAUGUAUAGGUUGCACCAUUAUUCAGACUUCUAGAGAAAUUACUUGAAAUUCAGUUGAACCAUAUGAGUAGAGUACCCUGAUAAAUAUUAGAAAAUUUACAGGUUGUUUAAUAAUAAGAUUUAUUGAUUCUGCUGUGCUUAUUUAACAGAAUUGUUUUAAUAAAUACAACUUUUUUUUU
Molecule: messenger RNA, 1808 nt
Organism: Suncus etruscus (white-toothed pygmy shrew)
Lineage: Eukaryota; Metazoa; Chordata; Mammalia; Eulipotyphla; Soricidae
Gene: UTP18
Product: UTP18 small subunit processome component
Exons: 14
Coding region: 29-1663 (544 amino acids)
Biological process (GO): rRNA processing
Cellular component (GO): Pwp2p-containing subcomplex of 90S preribosome; small-subunit processome
Molecular function (GO): protein binding
Source: RefSeq, a predicted model, not a curated record